Messenger RNA from Penicillium canescens, 1506 nucleotides. RefSeq names its product YchF/Obg family ATPase. Gene Ontology annotation, cellular component: cytoplasm. The record is from RefSeq and is a predicted model, not a curated record. Lineage: Eukaryota; Fungi; Ascomycota; Eurotiomycetes; Eurotiales; Aspergillaceae. The coding region runs from base 233 to 1420 and encodes 395 amino acids. Gene Ontology annotation, molecular function: ATP binding; GTP binding; ATP hydrolysis activity. The transcript is spliced from 3 exons.
CACGCACUCAUUUACUCUCCUUUUCUCAUUGAUCUUGCCCACUCCAAUUGUGGGCGCCGGCAUCACGUCUUCCACCUCCUCCUUACUCUUCCUUCGUAUCGUCGAUCGAUCCGCAGCUGGUCCUGCAUUUGGCGCGUUCCAUCCCUGCUCCCGCUUCCGCCUUUCCACCUCCCCCCACCUCCCACCUCUCUUCUGUCGCUUCUACUCAAGCAAGAAGAAAAAAUCCAACAAAAUGCCUCCCAAGAAGCAGCAAGUUCAGGAGAAGGUCUACCUGGGUCGUCCCGGAAACAACCUGAAGAGUGGUAUCGUUGGUCUUGCCAACGUCGGCAAGUCGACACUCUUCCAGUCUAUCACCAAGUCCUCCCUGGGUAACCCGGCCAACUUCCCCUUCGCCACCAUUGACCCCGAGGAGGCCCGCGUAAUCGUCCCCGAUGAGCGGUUCGACUGGCUCGUUGACCACUACAAGCCCAAGUCCCAGGUUCCCGCUAACUUGACCGUCUAUGAUAUUGCUGGUCUGACUCGCGGUGCUUCCACCGGUGCUGGUCUGGGUAACUCUUUCCUGUCGCACAUUCGUGCCGUCGAUGCCAUCUUCCAGGUUGUUCGCUGCUUCGAUGAUGCCGAGAUCAUUCACGUCGAGGGUGAUGUUGACCCUUGCCGUGAUUUGACCAUCAUCAACGAGGAGCUGCGCAUCAAGGAUAUUGAGUUUGUGACCAAGGCUCUUGAAGCUCUGAAGAAGCAGACCCGUCGUGGCGGACAGUCCCUUGAGAUGAAGAAGCUGAAGGAAGAGGAGGCCACCACUGAGUUCAUUCUUAAGUUCCUCGAGGAUGGUCAUGACAUCCGCAGCAAGACUGACUGGACACCCAAAGAGGUCGAAGUCAUUAACCCUCUGCUCCUCCUCACUGCCAAGCCUGUGGUGUACUUGGUUAACCUGAGCGAGAGAGAUUACAUUCGUCAGAAGAACAAGUACCUCCCCAAGGUCUUCGAAUGGAUCAAGGCCAACUCCCCUGGUGACCCCAUCCUGCCCAUCUCGGCUCAGUUCGAGGAGCGUCUGACUCUGAUGCACGACGAUGCCGCCGCUGCUGAGGAGUGCAAGAACCUGAACACCCAAUCUGGUCUGCCCAAGGUCAUCACCACCAUGCGCAAGGUUCUCAACCUGGCCAGCUUCUUCACCACUGGUGAGGAUGAGGUUCGCCAAUGGACCAUCCGUAAGGGUAUCAAGGCCCCCGCUGCGGCCGGUGUUAUUCACACAGACUUCGAGAAGACUUUCAUUCAGGCUAUUGCGUACAACUACAGUGUUCUGCGCGAACUCGGUGAUGAAGCUGCCGUCAAGGCCGCUGGUAAGAUCAUGACCAAGGGUAAGGAUUACGUCGUCGAGGAUGGCGAUAUCCUCCUUAUCAAGGCUGGUGCUGCCAAGCACUAGGUUCAGAUAGAAAAUACGUCUAUGAAUUAUAUCCCUGAAUGAAUCUUGUGAAUAAAACUAUCUACUUUCUAUCUGUAUCAGCACAA